GAAGAAUCCCAGAGUUUCUUCCAUCUCUCGCUCUUUCGAUUUUGGAGAUAUUUACAGGUACGCUUGCUUUUCCCUUCACAACAUCUUCUUCUUCCUGCUCCUCUGUUUCAAAUUCCGAAAAUCAGAUAAAAAAUGGGAGCUUCGAAACUUUCCGGGAUGCAAAAGCAAGUCUUGAGUCUCUACAGAGGAUUUCUAAGAGCAGCUCGUUCAAGACCAAUAGAAGACAGGAAGAGAAUAGAGAUGAUUGUGUCAACAGAGUUCCGCCACAACUCUAAGGAGGUCGACCGUAAGAAUUUUCAGUACAUCGAGUAUUUGCUUCGGUUAGGUACUAAACAGCUUGAUCAACUCAAAAGCCCUGCCAUAGUUAGCCUCUCCUCGAUCAAGGUCGUUACAUCUAAAACCUGAUACCUUAUUUUAUAGCUUGUUGCUCUAGUGACCAUAGAUAACAAAGCUGAGGAAAUUGAUUCGUUUUCCUCUUUUUACAUUGAGUUAUGUAUGUAUGAUGAUGGAUGUUCAAGGUCCAUUAUAAAAUAAAGAGAAUUGUGAUCACAAUUGAAUAUAUAUAUACACUUUCACACAAUUAUGUGCAUCUGCUAAUAGUCUAGAGAUUGCAAUCAUUCAAUAUGAGAAGCAAUGUAUCAGAUUUCAUCUUUGUAAGAGUACCAGUCAAUGGUGUAGUGCUCCGUUGCCAAUGGUCUUGCUUUACAUGUGAAUGCGACACAUUGUUUUUUUCCGGAUUCAGUUUUGUCCUAUAGUUCUGUUCUACUUAGUGCUAUUUGGCCUCAGAUUUUGUAUACUUUAUAUGUCUAAG
Molecule: messenger RNA, 811 nt
Organism: Arabidopsis thaliana (thale cress)
Lineage: Eukaryota; Viridiplantae; Streptophyta; Magnoliopsida; Brassicales; Brassicaceae
Product: LYR family of Fe/S cluster biogenesis protein
Exons: 2
Coding region: 133-405 (90 amino acids)
Biological process (GO): mitochondrial respiratory chain complex II assembly
Cellular component (GO): mitochondrial matrix; mitochondrion
Source: RefSeq, marked reviewed